Molecule: messenger RNA, 852 nt
Organism: Botrytis fragariae
Lineage: Eukaryota; Fungi; Ascomycota; Leotiomycetes; Helotiales; Sclerotiniaceae
Product: putative enoyl- hydratase isomerase family protein
Exons: 3
Coding region: 1-852 (283 amino acids)
Cellular component (GO): mitochondrion
Molecular function (GO): delta(3,5)-delta(2,4)-dienoyl-CoA isomerase activity
Source: RefSeq, a predicted model, not a curated record
AUGGCCUCUUCAAACCCUCCCUACAAAUACUUUCUCGUCACAUACCCAGCACCAUACAUCGCACAUGUGCAAAUCAACCGUCCCGAGAAACUCAAUGCCUUUUUCGAAGCAAUGUGGCUUGAAUUCCGCACUAUUUUCGACACUCUCUCCUAUUCUCCCGACGUGCGCUCCAUCAUACUAUCCGGCGCUGGCGAACGCGCAUUCUCGGCUGGUUUGGAUGUAGAAGCCGCUGCACAAGAUGGCGUUUUAGCCGAAAAAGAAGGAAGAACUACAGAUGUAGCGCGAACAGCGCAAGCUAUCAAACGUCACGUCGAAGAAUUCCAAGCCUGUAUAAGCAGUGUCGAGAAAUGCGAGAAACCCGUGAUCUGUGUUCUGCACGGCUACUCCCUCGGUCUCUCAAUCGAUAUAUCUACCUGCGCUGAUAUCCGCAUCUGCACCUCGGACGUCAAGAUGGCCGUGAAGGAAGUAGACAUCGGACUCGCCGCCGAUAUUGGUACCCUCUCUCGCCUUCCAAAGGUCGUCGGUUCUUUCAGCUGGGUCAAAGACGUAUGUCUCUCUGCCCGCGUCUUCGGAGCUGAAGAAGCGCUGCGAGUAGGUUUUGUGACGUAUGUUGAGCCUUCAAAGCAAAAGGCGAUCGACAAAGCGCUCAGUAUUGCGAAAUUGUUGGCGGAAAAAAGUCCAGUGGCCGUGCAGGGUACGAAGGAACUUUUGAAUCACGCGAGGGAUAAUCGAUUAGCGGAUAGUUUGAGAUAUACGGGGGUUUGGAAUAGUGCGGCGAUCCAAACGAAGGAUGUUAAGGAUGCGAUGUUGAGUGGAUUGCAGAAGAGAAAGCCUACUUUUGAGAAACUUUGA